AUGGUGAAGACAAUUGGUCAAGAGUUCUAUUGCAGCAAUGCAAGUUCCCAAUCCUUUCAGCCAUUUCCAAUGUUGGAAACUCUCCAGUUUGAGCAGAUGUCAAAGUGGGAGGAGUGGCUACCAUUUGAAGGUAAAGGUAGCAAUUUUCCUUUUCCUUGUCUGAAGCGUUUGUGUUUAUUCAAGUGCCCCAUGUUGGGAGGAAACUUGCCCAACCGUCUACCUUCAUUGAAAGAGGUUCGUAUUUUAGAGUGCAACCAACUGGAGGCAAAAUCAUGCGAUCUGCAGUGGAAUACAUCAAUUGAAGAAAUGAGUGUUAGAAAAGGGGGAGAGGGGUGGUUGUCUUCGCUUAACUUGUCUUAUCGUAGACUAUCAAUUGAGAAGCGUGACAGCUUGCAGUGUUUGCCAAGAAUGAUACUCAGUGCCAACUGCCUUCGAUACUUGACUCUUACAGAUAUCAAGUCUUUGGUUUCCCUCCCAACUGAUGGUUUGCCCACGUCAUUGCACUCACUUCGCAUUACUGGUUGUGAGAAGUUAGAACUUGUGUGUGACGAAAGAUGGCACAAAUAUACAUCACUGGAAUACCUGACACUAUGGAAUUGUGAUUCGCUCAUGUCCUUUCCUCUGGAUUGCUUCCCAGCUCUUCGAAACCUUUGGAUCUAUGACUGUACCAAUUUGGAAGCAAUUACUAAUAAAGGAGGAGGGGCCUCUCCUAAUUUAUUAAAUGGUUUUACUGUCCAUAAGUGUAAGAAACUCAGGUCACUUCCAGAAGAGAUGGAUCUCCCUGCCCUUCAAAGCUUGUACCUUAGUGAACUUCCAGAGUUAGCGUCAUUGUCCCCAAGGUGGUUGCCUUCCAGUUUACAAGAUCUUGGUGUUGAUGGUGGAAUACUAUCAUUAUCAUGUAUGUCUAAACAAGAGUUAGUUUGCCAAUUCCAACGCCUCACUUCUCUGCCACAUCUUGGUCUCAGUGGUUUGGGGGAUGAAGAUGUGAUCAACACCUUGCUGAGGGAGCCAUCACUGCCCACUUCUCUCACGUCUGUGUGUCUAUCCAAUUUUUAUGGUUUGAAGUGGUUGGAAGGGAAAGGGCUUCAACAUCUCACUUCUCUUAAAGAGCUUUAUAUCUCCGAGUGUGGAAGGCUUGAGUCAUUGCCAGAGGAUCAACUGCCAUCGUCUCUGGAAUUCCUGUGGAUAAAUAGAUGUCCAUUACUACAAAAAAGGUAUGAAAAUGAGAAAGGAGAACACUUCUCAAAGAUUGCUCACAUUCCUGCCAUCAAGAUAAACCGUCAAGUCAUAAUAUGA
Molecule: messenger RNA, 1296 nt
Organism: Abrus precatorius (Indian licorice)
Lineage: Eukaryota; Viridiplantae; Streptophyta; Magnoliopsida; Fabales; Fabaceae
Product: putative disease resistance protein At3g14460
Exons: 1
Coding region: 1-1296 (431 amino acids)
Source: RefSeq, a predicted model, not a curated record